GGAAGGAGCCGCGGCCUCAGAGGCGGCGCCAAGGUGGCCACUGAGAGGAAGUGUUUGGGGCAGGCGAUGCGGAUGGGGUGGUCAAAUGCAGGUGCUGCUAACAAUGUGCCUGUCAGCAGGUGGGAGGCUUUUCUGGGAACUUGAACCCGGUCUUUCUGCACUUUUAGAAAAGGGAAAAUGGGUCCCUGCCACCCGGCCCCUCCCCUACUCGGCCAGGGCUCCCUCUCCCAGAGGGCCCAUGAGUCUCCUUGGUGACAUCUCGGGACAAAGGGGGCGAUGACCUCAGCAGCUGGUUACCUCCCUACCGAGACUCUAGAAUGCUGUGGGCAGUAUUUAUUGGCCAUCCCCGCUCUGACCGAAGGCAUUUGUGACUGGACACGACAGUGGUACAGUCUUGCUACAAAGUGCUCCUGAUGCUAGCCUAGCCUCCUGGCUACUCCCGGUACCAGAGAGACACACAAAAUCAACGUGGCCCUGUCUGUUGCUGACAAGCCAGAAGGAGGGGUCCCAUUGACUCCUGUCCCUGAUCCAAAGAUGGCUGCUAGGGAGAUUCUGGACGAGUACGGAGGCCAAGAUGUGAGCCGAGACCGGGGCGCCCCAGACAAGCUGGAAGCAGAGGGCCCAAACCCGGGUGCAGCUGGCGGGGAAGAAGACAAUGCCGCUCUGCAGCUCUCCUUCCCGAGAAAGCUGUGGAUGAUCGUGGAGGACGACGCGUUCAAGUCCGUGCGCUGGAGCGACAACGGCGACUUCAUGAUCAUCGAGAAAGACCUCUUCCAGAGGGAAGUCCUUCACCGCAGAGGCGCAGAGAGAAUUUUUGAAACAGACACCUUAAGGAGUUUCACUCGGCAACUUAACCUCCACGGCUUCGCCAAAGUCCACCCCAAGGGCUCUCUGGGGAAGAAGGAAGUCACGGUCUACCGCAACUGCAACUUUAAGAGGGACCACCCUCCGCUCCUCAAAAACAUCCAGCGAAGAGGCCAGGUCAAGUGCAGCGCCCCACCAGCCACCACGGCCAGGCGGCGUGCCAAGGGGAAGCAGCAGGAAGCGACUAGACGCUCCCUUAGAAUCCAGCAGAAGAACGCCAUGAAGGCAGCCAACAAGAUGCCCCCGGUGAACCCCGUCCAUGUCCCCCCGGGGCCCGGGGCCACCCAGUCCCUCCCAUUCUCUAGUGUCUGGUCCCUGAGCAGUGUGUCUGGGGCUGCCCUGGAGCAGCCUCCCCCCACCCAGCCCAGCGUGCCCAGCAGGGAGGGCACCUCCCCGGAUGUUCAGUUCCACCCCCCGGCCAGCGCUGGGAUGGCGGGGGCGGGGGCGGGGGAGCCGCCCACCGGGCCCGCGGUCAGCCCGGAUUACCGCUCCGUCAUGACCCUAUAUGACACCUGCUACUCCGCCCUGCUGAGGACGCUGUCGGCCAUGGCUCCCGACGAGUCCCCCGAUUCGGAAGAGGACAGCCCCUCUGAGUACCACUGCUCCAUCUGCGAGCGGUUCCAGCGGCAGUUCGAGGACGAGCAGGCGCCCUAG
This is a messenger RNA of Trichechus manatus latirostris (Florida manatee), 1518 nucleotides long. RefSeq names its product heat shock transcription factor, X-linked member 3-like. The coding region runs from base 535 to 1518 and encodes 327 amino acids. The transcript is spliced from 2 exons. Gene Ontology annotation, molecular function: sequence-specific DNA binding; DNA-binding transcription factor activity. Lineage: Eukaryota; Metazoa; Chordata; Mammalia; Sirenia; Trichechidae. Gene Ontology annotation, biological process: regulation of DNA-templated transcription. The record is from RefSeq and is a predicted model, not a curated record.